Molecule: messenger RNA, 2971 nt
Organism: Misgurnus anguillicaudatus (oriental weatherfish)
Lineage: Eukaryota; Metazoa; Chordata; Actinopteri; Cypriniformes; Cobitidae
Source: RefSeq, a predicted model, not a curated record
AUAAAAAUAGUAUUACAAAUAUAUUAUAUAAUCACUAUACUCUUCAAAAACAACAUACAUUAUAUGCUCAUUGGAACAAAUGGAAACUAAAAUAUAAAAUUUUACUUGGAUGUUACAAAUAAAGUUUUUGCCCACUUUGUAUUUAUAUAGUCACUAAUCUGACAACACAAAGGUGUUUUAUACAUUAUUUGUGGUGCAUUCCUGUAACCGGGAAAUAUUACAUACAGUACAGUAGAGCCAGUUUAUUCAUCUGAGCUUUUAAUGAAAUAGAAAUUCAACAAUUCACAUUUUAUUUGUCUAAUCAUGAUAUUUUAUUAUGUAGACUAAAUAAAUUAAGGCUAAAAUACAUUAAGCCACACUCUUGCUCUAUUCUCAAGGUAUUACAGUACCCUUGUUUGCCAGUAGGUGACCCCUUAGCACAAACAUGAAACUCCGCCUAUGCUAUCAGAUUUUCUAUUUUCCAGUUUUCAACUCCUCCCCACAACCUACUGAUAAAUAGCCAGACCUCGGCAAACUUUAUUGUGUGAACAUCAUCCCGGAUCUGUCUUUAGGGAUUUAACAACAUUUGUUUAAUUUGACUGCCAAAUAUAUGGUAAUGUGUGAAAGUUAGGUAACAGUUGAUACAGUAAAAAGCUUAUAGAGACUUCAGCAGUUAUAUCUUUGUUAAACUGAGGACAAGACUACAAUAAUCUGCAUCAAACCCAUUUGGAAAAUUCCCUUUAAUUCAUCUCACUAACAGGAGAAAUCUUAAAAUAUUUGGACUCGCAAGAGAACAUCAAAAACUUUUGGGACAUAAAUAACAAACAGCAGCUUGCUUUGACUUCUAAGGUCACCUAAUGGAGAAUGGAACCAUGCCUUCAUAUUUUUACUUUACUUUGUUCAAAGAAUUUGUUCACCUUAGAUAUUUGAUCCUAAUAGUGGCUCUUUUGUUUUAUUUAGCCAUUAUAUUGUUUAAUGUUGUCAUUUUAUGUGUGGUGUUUAAAGAAAGAUCUCUUCAUGAGCCAAUGUACAUAUUAAUAUCAUGUUUGUCUGUCAAUGACCUCUACGGCUCUUCUGGUUUCUUUCCAAGGAUAAUAGCUGAUGUUCUUUCUGAUACAAAUGCUAUUUCCAGGUUGGCGUGCUUUGUUCAAAUUUUUAUCAUUUAUACUUAUGCAAUAUCUGAAUACACAGUUUUAACACUGAUGGCAUAUGACAGGUAUGUUGCCAUAUGUCACCCUUUAAAAUAUCACAGAAUUAUGACUUCAAAAUUUACAACACUUUACAUGGCAAUAGCAUCACUUUAUGCAGUGUUUUCUAUGGGCUCAAUUAUUUUCUUGUCAGCCAGGUUGCCUUUGUGUGGAAGAGACAUAGCAAGACUGUACUGCUCCAACUGGUCUGUGGUUCGACUCUCUUGCGGGGUUUCAACUUUGAGCAACAACAUUAUUGGAUUUUUUAUGUCAACAACAACCCUUUUUCUGCCUGCCUUUUUCAUUUUAUACACAUAUGUUCGAAUUCUUAUCAUCUGUCAAAAAAGUUCAUUAGAAUUCAGGGGCAAAGCAUUGCAGACUUGUCUUCCUCACAUUAUAAGCUUUGUUAACUACUCUGUUGCAGCCUUUAGUGAUAUUGCGUUAAGUCGAUUUGAUUCAGACAAGUACAAGGUUGCUGCCAUAAUCUUUUCAGUGGAAUUUCUGGUAGUUCCACCUCUUGUCAAUCCUCUUAUUUAUGGCUUAAACCUGCCAGAAAUACGUAAAAAUAUUUGGCGUUUGAUUCAGUGGAAACCAAAAAUUGCCAAUUUUCCUGAUUAAGGAAGUAAAGUAGAAUGUAAUCCAUUUAAACUAUCAACAAAAUAAAAAAUAUAUAUAUACAUGGUUGUACCAUGCAGUAUUACAUUGUCAUCUAAAUGUCUUAAAAUGUCAUGAGAAAAAUAAAAUUUUCAUUUGCACAAAAUCACCUGAUCUUCAGGUUAACUUGCUGUACGAGGAAAGUCCCUGUCAAAAUGACUGUACUGUUUAAUCCAUAUUGACUGAUAGCAGUUAAAAGAUAUAGAUUAUAAUUAUUAGAUUUACAUUUAUUUUCCUGUCUGAUAAUAAAGUUUAGUUGACAUACUUACAUGGGAGAGAAAUAUUUAUUGCUAAAUUCUACUUCAGGACAAACUUUUCUUUAUUAAAUUUGUCAUUUUCUGCAUAUUCUAGUACCUUUGGCACAUAAAUGUUACUUUUUAAAAUUAUUACUUAGCAGUGCACAUUUUCAUAGAUUAAGCUUUUAAUUUAAUUGACAUGUUUUAUUAUGCAGAAAUAUAUAUUUUUAAUAACUAGUAAUGGCUAAAUUAAGUGAGUGAUGUAAAUAAAUUGGCAUGUAUAAUUAAGCCUCUACAGUAGUCUGUGUCACAGUUGCACAGCUGCAAAGAAUUGAGAAUAAAAGUUUGGGUUGUGUAUCACCAAAUGUUUGUAAUAAUAAUAAUAAUAAUAAUAAUAAUAAUAAAUGUAUACUUCAAUGCCUUUUGUUGUGAAGACUCUAAUGAUUUGAGGAUAAUAAAUAAUAAAUUAUAAAUAUUUUGUAUUUUUACAAGUAUAUUGAAAUAAACCUGUGUGUUUGUUAUCUGAGAGCUUUAACUUGUCAGAAUGCAAAUUGCAAAUUAAGUUUUGUUUGUCUUUAUAAGUGAGCAGUAAGCAACUUUCCUUUAGCUGAUUUAUGUUUUUUUUUUUUGACAAAUAUGUAACUUACAAUAAUCUUUUCUUUUUUUCUCCUUUAUGGCUGCAUUCAUGGCAAGAACCACCAUUUAGUAAUGUUACAGUCACACUCUCUCUAUCUCACACACUAGGCCAAUUUAUUCUAGUGUUUCCAGUACAAGUGUCUUUGAACUGUGAUGGCAACCAUAUAACCUCUAUGCUGACACAGGGAGAACAUGAAAUCUACACAGAGCCCCAUGCAGCUGGGGCACAAACCAAAGGAGGACACGUUUAUGCUACUUACAGAGAACUGCAUAGGUAAA